UCACAGUACAUUCUAGCUGUGAUCAUGAAAAGCCGCUUGGGUAGAGAGACUGGUGUUGUGAAUUUCAGUGCAAGCAUUUAAACUUACUGUAUUAUUUUAUCAACUUACUGACUGGUGGACAAACAUGUUAUUAAAUUGAUUAAUAAAGUGAUAUUUUGUAUACAUGAAUAUAAGAGAAAUGAGACUAUUAAUCACAUUAUCAAAUUGAUCUUAGAGAUGAAUAACUAUUGGAUAGAACAAUAAUUGUGAAUAUUUGAAAAUAAUAUUAAAGUGGUAAAUAAUAUUUUCAGUUAUUAAAUUUGACUUGAGACAUUUAUUUUUUUAUCUAUGAAUUUAAAAUAAAAAAAUUGCAGCAGACAAUGCAGACAUUUUAACACCAGAGUCAGAAGAUUAUGUUUGUAAGACAGUGAUGCUGUUGGGAGAUACAUUGGAGAAGUAUUUAUUGGAACUGUAUCACAUUUGAGUGAUUAUUUAGAUUUUGUUUGCCAACAGGAGAGUUGACAUCUUUGGGGACAAAUUAGUUUGUGUUGCAAGUAUUGAUUGAGCGUUCAAAACCUUGCUAUUCCUGAGUUCUCGGAGCUUAAUGUUCAGCAUCUGGUGAUGAUGAAGAUGAAGAAGAUAAAGACGCCAACAGAUUGAACAAAGCAGUUGAAGACACAAGUACACUUGAACCUAACAAAAACCAGAUUGAUGCUUCUAACAGUGAUAUGGAAGAUCCUUCAGAUAUCCAUCUAUGUUCUAAUGGAAAAUCAUCGGAAAUUAAUGACAAUCAGGACCAUGUAAACAAUGAACAAGAAGCAGCUAAAUGUUAUAUUAGUGAAGAUUGUCAUGGAGAAAAUAUGGAGGAAAUAACAAGAAAUAAUAAAGGUCAUGAAGAUGAUAGUGAUAGGAUUAAAGUUGAGGGAGAGAUUAUUAAAUCAAUAGACAAAAGUAAGAAAGAAAUGACAGGUUGUGAAGAAAUUUCUAAGGAAGAAAACUUAGAAAGAUAUCAGGAAAUGACUGAUGAAGAUAUAGAAAAAGCAGUGAAACGUGAACUUGAUGAGGCCGUUGAAAUUCGUGUACCAAAGGUUAGAACAAAACGUGAUUGGAAUGACUGUAAAUGGCUGAGUCCACCUAUAGACAAUUGUAAAUCAGAAUACAAACACAAAAGGGCAGACACCCCGCCUUUACAGAGACUUAUGCGUCAGGAAUUUUCCUCAUUGAAAUCGGAAAAAGGUUUUCCACAUUCGCCACCAAAACGCUUUAAAGACAGUAAAUCACAUCAUGAAGGUUUCACCUCAAAAUUAGCAUCCGUGAUUAUUCCCAGCACAAACAUUAACUUACCUCCAAAACUUGCUUCUCAUCCAAAACAGCUAUUGUCACAUUCAAUAGCAAACUUGAGGGCUUCUAGUUCAAAAUCAAACAGUUUUUCAAGGUCACCAUUCUCAACAAGUUCAUUACUCUCCAGAUCAUUUCCAAUCAGUCAACCUGUGUUCUCAAGUCCAGUGUUGUCAUCACCUUUGUUGCUGUCAACAACAAAAUCAGCAACUGACAGUGAUCAGCCAUUAGAUCUAUCAAAAAAGAGCGGGAAAUGUUCAGGAGGGAAAGUGUCUCUGUCAAAAUCAACUGAAUCGUAUAAGCAUGAAAAUGGUCACUCUUCAACAAGCCUGCAAAGUCUUCAGCAGAAGUUUGGAGGUGACUACCACUUGCGGGGUUUACGCAAACCCCUUAACUACAUGCUGUAUGGUCCAGAAAUUCCAGCCCUACAUAAGGCUUUGCUUCAUUCUGCCUCAUUAUCACUGCCAUUUCCUUUGAAUUUUGCUAACGGUUUCCCCAAAAUCAUGCCAGAGAAGCAUCGCCAUCGAAACUCAACACCUUCACCAAAUAAAUCCAAAAUGGAAGAAAGUUCAAAGACAUUCCGACGUGACAAUCCUGUUCAAAAGGAGAAGUCUGUGAAACACGAAAUUGUUGAAAAAACUGAGGCAGAUUCUGAGGCAGGUGUUGGAAUGGAGGAAAAGAAUGGAGAGAAUUACACAAACCAUUUAUGUUCGUGUGGCAAGUGGUUUGAUGGACUUUAUUCCCUUAGUUUGCAUUUACAAGAAACUGGUCAUCUUCCGGCUCGAAAUAAGUCUGUAAGCUUGCUAGAGUAUCCUAAGCUUGUGCGAGGCCAAGACAUGUGGCUCAAUCAGGAGUCUGAGCAAACAAGGCGGAUAUUGCGGUGUAUCCAGUGUGGAGAGUCGUUCAAAACAUUGCCACUGUUGACUGUACAUAUGAUGAAAACUCAGCAUUACACACAGAUUGUGAGUUCAGAACAUGCUCGCCGUCCCCACAAGUGUUCAGCAUAUUGUGAAAAGGAUCAGGAAAAAGAGUGUGUGUUCAAGUGUAGAGUGUGUGAGGAGACAUUUCCUGACAUGGAGGGGCUUGCAAAUCACAUGAUCUUAUCAGGGCAUCACAAAAAGCAAUCCCCCAAACAUGGUCAUCAUUACUCUGACGCACAUUUCAAGAAACGAAAACGCUAUAGCUUUGAAGAAGCUCUGUAUCCAUAUGGAAAUCCAAGCAUGGCUACUAUGUGUGAUUUUAAAAAGCAGACUUUUGGUGGUAAAUCUAGUCCGGAGCCAGGGGUUGGUGAUCUUGAUGAUUUUGAUAAUAAAAUCACUUGUGAGAAUUGUGGGGGGAAGAUUGAAAUGAAGGCAUUUGUGGCUCAUGUCAGAGCCUGUCUAGGGCAAAAACUCAAGGAAGAUGUAAGUCGGUUGGAGAAAGAAAAAGAAAACAUAAAGAAAUUGGAGAAAGAGAAGACUUUGGUGGUGAAAUGUGAAAAAGGUGUAGAAGAGUUAGGGUCUAUGGGUAAAACUAGAAAACCUGAAGUUAAAAAUGGUGGUCCUGAAGAAAUGGUGAAUGAUAAAAUUCGGGAUUUGGAUUUGAAAUUAAAGAAAGAAGCUUUGGAAGAAAGAGACAAACAUGAUGAUGGAAAGGUAGAGGAAUUAGAGACUAGUGUAUCAACAAUUAAAAAUGAGAGUGAUGGUGAAGAUUACACAGAAAUGAAAACUCAAGAUGACAUUGAAAUUGAAGCUGGAGAAAUUACAGAUAAGAGUAAAAGCAUAUUGAAGGAAAUCCAGACUCUUGUUAACAGCAAAAGUCAUGUUCAUGAUAGUUCUGAGAAACUUAAAGAAAUGGAUGAAAGUGCCAAGGAAGGUAAAAAACAUAAAACACAAUCACCAAAGAAAUUAGACAUUAUAGACCCAGAUAACAAGAAUGAAGAAAGUUCUUCCGAAGGUUCAGCACUUUCAGCCAUGGAAACUUUCAUUAAAAAGAGCUUUAGCAGCAAGUUUGAUUAUAAGAAAGGCAACAUCAUCAUCAGUCCAAACAGCAGCUCUGAUGCCACCAUCCAUGCUAGGCCUCAGAGUGCAAGCAGUUCAAAUAAUAUCUCCGGGUUUGAGAGUGUUGACUAUCUCAGCAGGUAUAAAAACUUCUACGCAGCUCUAAAUCUCAGUAAUGGCUUCAACUACGGCUCGCCGGAAAAGGACAACAGAAACACAAAGCAUGGCCAAGAUGUGAAAAACGGAAUGAAAUCCAAAGUUAACAAGGACAUGAAUGGCCACGUUUCACCAUUGCAGAGUUCGGAUGAGGAGAAGUCGGAUGGUAGAAACAGUGCGAUAUCAGCAGUCCUUGAUGGGUCGAGUGCUCCAGAUAAGAACAAGAGUCUGGAGACUAAAUACCUGAAUAUCCAAUCAGAGGCGAGUGAAAGCAAAUCUGAAAAGAACAAUAAAACCUCAGCUCUUGAUAGCUUGAGCAGUUUUGUGUACGGCCAGACUUUGACGAGUGAACAUCCUCUAGAUAGUUUGCAGCGGCUGAUAACCAAAUCAGACAUUCCAAAACUGGUAGGUGGGGGCUCCAUGGUGGGUGGUCAGUACCUUCCCCCUCACCUGCAGCUCCAUCAGUCCCAUCUCGAUCUCGCCCUCCCUCUCAACCUCUGUGUCCCUAAGUCUCCCAAGGCCGACAGCGAUGAGGAUGAGACAAAAUCGCUGCGAUCGCCACGGUCAACGAGGUCGCGACAAGAUGAGGACAGCCUGUCAGAUUACGAGGCUCUUAACUCUCCAAACAGCGAUGGUGAUCCUUCUGAGUAUCGGUGUGCAGCGUGCAGUCGAAGGUUUGCCUCCAAGGGCUCAUAUCGGUAUCACCUGAGUCGGUGUCAUCUGUCCAGUGUCAAGCGCUACGGCAUCAAAGAAGCUUUCAACAUGAGCCCCUAUGUGUACCUGCCCUUGGACCAUACUGCCAAGUUCUCGAAAUACUACGAAAUGGCAAAAGAGCUUGCAAAUAGAGCAAAAGAAAGUAAAGCAUCUUAAAGUUAAAAUGUUUGAAAGCUCAGUGUUGGAAACUGACAAUUAACAAUUCUAUAGUGUGUAAUACAAAGUUAUGGAAUAGAUUGUAUUGUGUAAGCUUUUUUAGGUGUAUCUAUUUUCAUUUAUUAAAUUGUUCAUGUAUUUCUGAUACAGAAUGGUUGUGAUUACUGGUAUAGAAUUGAUAUUUUCCUUAAAUAAAUAUGUGUCUAGUCUUUCCAGUGUAUUAGAGUAGUGUGCUGCUCUGUGUUUGAAUAACUUAGUAUGAAUCUUUAUGCCCCCACAUAAUUUGAAAAGGGGAUUAAUUGAAGUCACCAUGUUGAUUGGUCUAUUUGUUGUAUAGUCAGUAAGCAUAAUAUUUUGGUCUUCAGAACAACUUCUUUGAAUAGUGUUCUUGCACUUUGUAUUAAAAAAGUCUUAGAAUGUGACAUCACGUUUUGCAUUUAUCAGGGUCAAAAUGGUUAACUGGCAGCCAUGGUACAUGUAUUAAGUUAAUCAUUGUAAAAUGAAAAUUAAAAUCUAGAAUUCGUUCACACAUGUGAAUCUCUUUUGUCAAAAUAUUGCAUGCUACACAACACAUGAUGGGCAGUAGACGUGCUGAGCCCGCUUCCUCAACCCCCAAACAUAGCUACUUUCAAGGUCAAGGUCAUUAUUCUGCGGCAAAUUGUUCUUUAGGGAUAUUGAUCCCAUUUAUUUAAAGCUCCGGAUAAUUUAAUAUAUUGAAUUGCAAAAAAUGAAACUUGCACAACUAAAUAAUAGAAUAACUGAAUAUAUUUUUCUAUCUUUUAGGUUUACAAUUUUUCAGUCAUAAAAAAGGGAUACAAUUUUGUUAGAGCACAUUUUGUUGAAUGCUCCUUAAAGUUAGGCUGUAAUGCUAUAUUUAGUUAUUUCUUCAAUAUAUUUAUUGUUGUUCUUUAAUGAUGUUAUUCUUUGUUUUUACUUAUGAUGUUAGAUAUUGCCAUUGACAAUCAAACAAAUUAACAAUGCCUCUAGUAAUUGUUAGAUGCAAAAUUAUGUGUCUUUAACUGUUUGGUGAAUAAAGGAUUGUUUUUACAACUUCUUUGUAAUGCCACUUAUGUAUAAUAUUGUACAAAUGUUUUUAUGUGCGUUGCCUUUCUGUUGUUAUUAUAUUAUUAGAGGAUUGAUGUUUGUUAUUAUUUAAACCAUUCCAGUAAAUGCUUAAACAACAUUUUAUGAACUCCAAGACACAGAUGUCGAACUCUAUAUGAAAAAUAAACAAAUGUAGAAAUUUCAAAUUAUUAAUUGUAAUCCAAAUUUGUUAAGAAUGAUAUGCAUUAUUUAAGAUUUUUAAGUACUUUUCAAAGAGGCUUUUUCACGUAUUGGUGUUCUGUUAUAAAAAUUUAUAUAAAAAGUUCAUUAUGACCCAUUUCAAUGUGCUACCAAAUGUUGUUUAUAAAAAAGAAAUCCCUGUUUCAAUACAUAUACAAGUUGUUGAAUUCCAUUAACUGACAGAGACAACAUUUGUUGGUUGCAAAUUGACUUACUGAUUCUCUUGAUGUACAUUUUGUUAAUUUUCAAAAUGUUUUGGGGCUAAAAACUUACAUUUGUUCUGAAGGGGACGAAACUUACACAAAGUUUGAGACUUGUAAAUAUAUGUACAAAUUAUAUGUUUUUCAUAAAGAUUGAAUACUAUGAACCAAAUGUUCAUGUAUUUUACCAGUACAAAAAUAGUUGUAAAAAUUUUUUAUGAAGUUUUAUAAGUGUAUUAUAUGUGAAUAUCUGUUCAUAAUUUGUUUUUGGAUAAAGUUUGUUAAUAUACUAAAAAUUAAAAUUAUUCAUCUUAGUUGUAAAAUCUUAUUCAGGAAAUUACUUUGUUAUGACAUGUUUGUGUUGCUUUGUUUUUAGUCCGAAGAAGCGUUCAAGAUAUUAUUUAAAGUCACUUCCGGACCUUUUAUUUGUUUGUUUUUAACUAACUUAUGCACAUAAUUCAAAUUUUGCAAAUGCAACCACGACACAAAUUAUUGUCAUUCGUAUGUGAGCCUCUUUUUGGGAAACCCAGGCUAAAUGCGUAUGCGUAAAGUUUCAUCCCAGAUUAGCUUGUGCACUCCACACAGGCUAAUUAGGGACAACACUUUCCGCCUUAACUGAAUUUUCUGUAAAUAGAGACUUUCUUUGAAUGAAAAACUCCUUUAGAGGGGAAAGUACCAUCCCUGACUAGCCUGUAUAGCCUGAACAUCUUGGACAACACUUUAUGCACAUGCAUUAAUCCCACUUGUCACAGAACACAGCUUCAUUUCAAUUGAUGCAUUUUUUUCCCCAAUUAUUUUACUUAAAACAUCUAAUCAUGUAUUGUUAACCCAGUUUUGAUUAAUGAGUGCAUCUUUGCGGGUGUCAAUACAUUUACCUGCUUACUGAUCAACUAGAGAGUCCAAUCCAAAGUUUGGCAUGGUUAACUCGUUGUCGUGGUUAUGCUUUUUAGUAUUUUUGUAUAAAUGGUGAACAACAUAAUAAAUCUUGCUUUUAAGACUCAAAGUAACUUAAUGUGCCUAGACUACAAGAUAAAUUUAUGGACUUUUCUGGCUUAAAAAAAUGACUUAAAAGCAAUCAGUACAAGAUUGAUCUGUUUACUUGAUGAAUUUGUAGAUAUCAUGUAUGGAGCCAUAUAUAUUUGUGUGUUGAUGGCGGCAGAUGGAUGUCUGAUGGGUUGUUGUGCCGCUAUUCUGAGGUAAAGCGAUGAUGAUCCAUCAUAAAUUCAAAGGCUGUGUCAUGCAGAUAGAUGCCCUCUGAAGAAUUAAUGGCUGAAAAUACAAAAAUAUGGUAAUAAUGCAGACCUGGAAUAUUGUAUUUUUAUUGUUCAAUCGACCAAUCAAUCAUUUUCUAUCUUAAUAGAUCAAUGAGAACACUUGGGGAAGGUUUAUGAUGAAAGUGCAUGCUGGAUUGAUGAUGUUGAUUUCUAUACAAAACCUUAUAAUGUAUUGGUGAACGAUGCUUUAUAUUACAUUUGUUUUGCAGUUUUCCGAAGAUAUAUGGGCCUUAAGUUUUGUUUUAUUUGAGUUCUAUGUUUUUUAUUGCUGGCAUAUUUAUUGUACCUUCUUUACUAAGCUUAAAUUUUCUUUGCUAUGCCUUUACUGAAUAUAAAAGAGCUGCACUCUGCGAAAACGGGGCUUAAUGCAUGUGUGUAAAGUGUUGUCCUAGAUAAGUGUGUGCAGUGUGCACAGGCUUAUCAGGGACAACACUUUUAGUCAAGAUUAAAUUUUUGUUCAGAAGAGAUCCUUUAAACAAAAAAAUCUUUAAUGCGGACUGUGAUGACACUUUCAUGCAUUAAGACCUGUUUUCAUAUUUGCACAAAUUGGUUGCAAUUAAUGGUUCACAAGAGUGAUUCCAAAUUGAAUAAUAAUAUGUUCUUUGAGAGAAGCAAUCAGGUCUUUCAGCAAAUUACUGUCCUCUCAAAAUGAUGGUCAUAAUUGGGGCGCUUUGUUCUUUUAAUUUGUAUGUAUAGUGUGCAACUUUAUAUUACGCAUUUUGUUUCAGGUAUGCUCUUGUUCUUUGUAUCUUUCGAGACAGAGAAUUGUUCCAAUUAAAAACAUACUACUUGUGCAUAGUUAUAGUUUUUUACUAAAUUAGCCACUUGAUACUGGUCUCGGUGAAACACUUUUAAGUGUUGUCUUGAUUUGUUUCUUUUCUAUACAUUAUUAUUCUGUAUAUGUAACUAAUCAACUGUUUAGUCCAUACAGAAUUUGUUUUUGAAAAAAAAUUAUAUGAGGGAUCUUUUGGGAAAAAAGUGAUUUUACAAAUCUGUUAAUUUCUUUUUUUCAAAACUGUGUGUUCUGUGUUAGCAGCCUUACAUUUUAACAUAAAUAUUUUUUAUGAGGUAUAAAGUGGUAUAAUAAUUUAUCAGCUGUUAUGCAUAUAUAUAUUUUUUAAAUGUUAAUGGGCAAUUUUAAAACUUGAAUAAUGUUUUUUAUUGAUGGCAUUUAACCAUAAAUCUUGUUCAACAUCUUAGGGUUAUUUUAUUGUUAAUAAUAUACAACUGCUGGAUAAGUUCAGUAAUAAAUUGUUUAAGGAUAUUACAUUUAUGUGAAGUCUAACUGUUUUCUUGCAACAAAUUCAUGAUACGUAAAGCUGUUAUUGCAGCUUUCAAUGAAGUGUCUAUUCCAGAUUUUAUGUCAAUUCUUCAAACAAACCACAAGCAUUUAUGUAAACAAAAUAAUAAUCUGAAAGCAUUUUUUAUACAUUGACUGAAAACAACCCAUUAAUGUUUAUACGUAUUUUGUUUUUUGUGUUUUUAUGUUUAAAAUUCAAAUGUUAUUUUUCGGUAUUUUAGAAGCAAGUUUGAGAUAUUUGAGUAGAUUAGUUAUUUAAUAUUUAUUGUGCUUUAAGCUCUUAUGAAAACCAAUAUAUUGUUGUUCAGUUUUUUAUUGCUUUCUUUUCUAUAUAUAAGACACAAUGAAUUGGGAGUUGUAGUAAACAACACUCCUAAGACAUCACUUUAUUACCGAGCUUUACGUUUUCCACAAUCUCAUUACAUUACUGUAUAUCCAUAUUUGCCUUUUGGUUUAUGAUUUUCCAUGGUUUAAAAUGUUUAUUAUUAUAAUACUUAUAUUAAAAGAAAUACACAAAUUU
Dreissena polymorpha is the source of this 8900-nucleotide messenger RNA. RefSeq names its product teashirt homolog 2-like. The transcript is spliced from 2 exons. Gene Ontology annotation, molecular function: DNA-binding transcription factor activity, RNA polymerase II-specific; DNA binding. Lineage: Eukaryota; Metazoa; Mollusca; Bivalvia; Myida; Dreissenidae. The record is from RefSeq and is a predicted model, not a curated record. Gene Ontology annotation, biological process: regulation of transcription by RNA polymerase II. The coding region runs from base 708 to 4322 and encodes 1204 amino acids. Gene Ontology annotation, cellular component: nucleus.